Messenger RNA from Stylophora pistillata, 1485 nucleotides. RefSeq names its product protein AMN1 homolog. The record is from RefSeq and is a predicted model, not a curated record. Gene Ontology annotation, molecular function: protein binding. NCBI's taxonomy places the organism in Eukaryota, Metazoa, Cnidaria, Anthozoa, Scleractinia, Pocilloporidae. Gene Ontology annotation, cellular component: SCF ubiquitin ligase complex. Gene Ontology annotation, biological process: SCF-dependent proteasomal ubiquitin-dependent protein catabolic process.
AUGGCGGUUUUCGCAGCGGUGAGCAGUUUGCAAAACUAUUGCCUGAGAGCAGUUGCUGGUCAGUUGGCAGAUCAUGAAACUUCCUUAGCCCAGCUUCCUGUCGAAAUUAAGACGAAGCUGGUGAAUUUGCUGUCAAAGCGAGGACUUUUAACGGACACAAAUCUUGGAAGUGUAUUACACCCUGCACUAAGGGAGCUGGAGUUGUGUGAAUGUGCAGUUUCAGACAGAGGACUCUCUUUCAUCUGUGUUUGUAAAAACCUACGAAAAUUAGACUUGAAUGCUACCAAGAAUUCCAGAGAGGAUGUUUCCUCUGAAGGUAUAAGCAGAGUGUUUUCAUCUUGUUGUUGCCUUCAGACAGUGUAUCUCCGCAGAUGUGUCAAACUUACAGAUGAUGCUGUUGCUGCUUUAACACAAAGCUGUUCUCGGUUGGAACAUCUCAAUUUGUGUGGAUGCAUCAAAAUAACAGAUAUAUCUCUUCAGCUCAUAGCUCAAAACUGUAGAUUUCUUCAAAGUCUUAAUCUCUCAAAUACUAAGGUGACUGAUAAUGGUGUACUGUGCUUGACGAGUGGAAAAUGUCAACAUUCUAUUAAAGAGGUCCAACUGUCGCAUUGAGUGAACAUCUCAGAUGACAGCAUUGAAGCGUUACUCACGUGCUGUCCAAAAAUAAACAUUCUUAUCUUUGAUGGCUGCCCUAAUGUCACAGACAGAUCCCGUCAAGCUCUUGAGGAGGUCAUGCUUCGCGGCGGCCGAAUGAAACAAUUAUCAUGGACGGUAUAUUGACUGUAGCUUGGAGCUGAAUUUCGUGACCUGUAUCAUGUUAAAUUACCGUAUAUCCUUGGAUAAAACUUUUUUUUUUCCGUUGACUCACCACUCAAUUCUAUCUCCAUGUGCUUACGUUUGCUUGCUUGAGUUCCUUUAUGUGCGUAAUCUGUUCUUUUCAUUUUUGUCGAAUUGCCGCGCUGUCGGUAAAUGCUGUAAACUUCCCAAGAACGACUAAACCAUUCCUUACCCUUCGAGAUCCAGUAAUUUCUACGAUUUUAAAGUUGUUGGGAUACGUUUGAAGAAAACAGUUAAUAAGGAAUGAUAGCUCAAUCAGAAUGUGACCAACAAGUUUUAAAAUGUCCGCGCUAUGCAUAUGGUUCACUUUGUGAGUUCCAAUUGCAUUUUCGUCAUUCGUCUUCGCUUGGUCCCUGGCGUCUUUUAAGCAAAUAAAGUCUAUUCCCUUGGUUUAAGAAAACGAAAGAUAUUAAGAUUGGCUUAACGUCUGCGUGGAUAAUGAUGUAGUUUUUGCUUUUCUUUUUAAGAUUUAGCCAAAAUAAAGAUACAUUUCGUUGAAACAUGGGAAAACUUAUAAGCGCCCCCCUCGUUUAAGCGCCCCUCUUCAAGUAGGUGCCCCCCGUCUAGCCGAAAUAGUCCAUCUCACAGUUGUCUGCUUGGUUGCCAAGCCUUUGAAUAGGAGUGAGGCUAGGGGUGACCUUGUCAUGA